AUGGAGGGUGCGAUGCAGGCCAUGAAGGGAAAAGGCAUUGCAGCCAUAGAUGGUUUGGUGCAGAAGACCAAUUUGCCGUUCAGCCCGUCGGUUAUGAAAUGCCCUUUGCCAAGAAAAUUUAGAAUGCCCACAAUUGAGAGUUUCGACGGAACUAAAGAUCCCUUCGACCACUUAGAGACUUUUCAAGCGCUUAUGCACUUGCACGCGAUGCCGGAUGAGAUCAUGUGCAGGGUUUUCCCAACGACUCUCAAAGGAUCAGCACGGAGGCAUAGAAGGCCAGCUACCCACCUCCUUACUGUGAAGCAACAGAAGGGAGAGUCACUGCGAGAUUACAUUAGUCGUUUUAACACGGAGAUGUUACAGGUGGAGGAAGCGGAUGACAAGGUGGCCCUAACCGCCUUCAUGGGUGGACUCCAAACCUCAAGAUUCCUCUUCUCUUUAUCAGAGGAACCUCCUACCAGCAUGGCCGAGUUAUUGGUUCGAGCUAAAAGACAUAUGAAUGCUGAAGAUGCAAUGAUUACGAGAAAGGGAAAAGAAGGGGAAGAUAAAAAGUCAGACAAGAAAAAGCCGACCCUGACAAUCAGAGAUGAAAAGGAAACCAAGUAUAAGAAACCCAUGGUCAACCAGAAUGAAAGGGCGUCUCGCUACAAGAACGCGGAGAGGUAUACAAAUUACACUCCUUUAAAUACGCCGAUAGAUCAAGUUUUCCUACAGAUCCAGAAUGAGCCACAUCUGAAGUGGCCACCGAAGUUGAAGUCAGAUCCGGCAAGAAGACCUCAUGAUAAGUAUUGCAGGUUCCAUAAAGACCAUGGGCACGCUACAGAGGACUGCUUCGACCUUAAGGAUCAGAUUGAGACUCUAAUCCAAAGGGGGCACAUGCGAAAGAUUAUUGUGGGGAAUGACAGAACCGACAUUAACCCACUAAGAGUAGGCCGAGACAACCACCCUCCUGAUCAACAACCAAUAGGAGAGAUCAGGGUCAUAGCCGGGGGGUGUGCAGGAAGUGGAGAAUCGAGCUCAGCCCGUAAGGCCUAUGCCAGGAGAAUGCGAAGCUCAUCUGAGGUGUGCGAAGUAGGAGUACAGAUUCAACAUCGUAAGAUGCCUCGUUUAGGUGAUCCAGUUAUUACAUUCUCAGAUGAAGACAUGAAGGAUGUACAGCAACCUCAUGACGACCCUCUUGUCGUCACCAUGAUGAUCGCUAACUAUAAUACUCAGCGAAUCUUGGUAGAUAAUGGAAGUUCAGCUGAUAUCAUUUUUCUUGAUGCAUUCAGCAAGAUGAAGAUUGGUAAGGAGAAACUCAGACCUACUAGAUCACUAUUGGUGGGAUUCACGGGAGACAAGGUCUAUCCUCUAGGAGCGGUCAUCCUUCUUGUCACUGCAGGAACCAGCCCAAACUAA
Cornus florida is the source of this 1398-nucleotide messenger RNA. RefSeq lists its product as uncharacterized. The record is from RefSeq and is a predicted model, not a curated record. NCBI's taxonomy places the organism in Eukaryota, Viridiplantae, Streptophyta, Magnoliopsida, Cornales, Cornaceae. The transcript is spliced from 2 exons. Bases 1 to 1398 code for a protein of 465 amino acids.